Molecule: messenger RNA, 195 nt
Organism: Colletotrichum lupini
Lineage: Eukaryota; Fungi; Ascomycota; Sordariomycetes; Glomerellales; Glomerellaceae
Exons: 1
Coding region: 1-195 (64 amino acids)
Source: RefSeq, a predicted model, not a curated record
AUGAGAAACGUGUUUCCAGCGACAAAGCUUUUCAUCACUGUGGCCAAUCCAUGUCACAGCCACGGAUUCAUCACCGCAUCAGUUUCGAUUAUACUAAAGGCAAUGUAUUAUCACGGCGCCCAAGCGAAUUCUUCCCAAGAAAGGCGCAGUCAAAAAGCAAUCAGCGAUAGGAAACGGAUCUGUGCUUUGCAAUAG